Prunus armeniaca (apricot) is the source of this 369-nucleotide messenger RNA. The record is from the annotation of a GenBank genome assembly. Lineage: Eukaryota; Viridiplantae; Streptophyta; Magnoliopsida; Rosales; Rosaceae.
AUGGGUGUGGCGAUGACAAGCGUUGAGACAGCAAGAAGCGACCCUGUGAUCAAAUCGACGUUCAAGAGGUGGGGCAGGAGGCACCCGUUUAUCAGAUACGGACUUCCGAUGAUCUCGCUCACCGUGGUCGGUGCAAUCGGACUGGGUCAUAUGAUACAAGGCGGCAAGGACGUUGCGAAGGUGAAAGACGAUCAGGAAUGGGAGAUAAUUGAGACAAGAAAAGCACUUUCGAGAACAGGGCCGGUGGACGCCUACAACCCAAAAAAGACAUCGCUCGAGGAAGAGCUCAAGGCUUUGCAAGAGAAGGUGGACAUAAACAACUACGACUACAAGAAAAUCCCGCGUCCAAAUGAAGGCAAAUCAGCCUAA